AUGGUUUCUGGAGACUAUGCCUUUAACCCCGACCAACACGGUGCAUACGCCGAAUCAUACCACCAGCCGGACGACGGCAGAACUAGAACGCUGCUUGAUAACCAGGCAUACUUUUCAGAUUUCGCUGGGCAGCAGCACUAUGAACAGAAUCAGAUGGGUGACUAUGGCGGAGGGCCGAGAUACUCUGGUGACGCUUUCUCUCCAACCGCCGCUAUGGCGCCUCCGAUGCUCACUGCCAACGAUAUGCCCCCGCCCGAAAUACUGGAAUACCAGGCUCCGCUUGAGCCACGAGAAGUCCCAUUUGCCAUUCAGGACCCUCACGAUAACAAUACGCCCAUGUCAUCGUUCGACAAUAUGGCUGCAGUGCUCCGUCAUCGCGCUCGCACUACUGCUAAAAGACCGGCAUAUUGGGUCCUUGAUAGCAAGGGCAAGGAGAUGGCGUCCAUCACCUGGGAUAAGCUUGCGUCAAGAGCCGAAAAGGUGGCACAGGUCAUCCGAGAUAAAAGCCCGCUGUACCGUGGCGACCGAGUAGCUCUCAUAUAUCGUGAUACUGAAAUCAUCGAUUUCGCUAUCGCUUUAUUGGGCUGUUUUAUUGCUGGAGUAGUGGCAGUUCCAAUCAAUGACUUGCAGGACUACCAGCGGUUAAACUAUAUCCUCACAUCUACGCAAGCCCAUCUGGCCCUCACGACGGAAAACAACCUCAAGACUUUCCAGAGAGACAUUACUACGCAGAAACUCACAUGGCCUAAAGGAGUCGAGUGGUGGAAAACUAAUGAGUUUGGCGGUUACCAUCCAAAGAAGAAAGAGGACGUGCCUCCGUUAACUGUUCCGGACUUGGCCUAUAUUGAGUUCUCUCGUGCCCCAACCGGUGACUUGAGGGGCGUCGUUCUCAGCCACCGAACAAUUAUGCAUCAGAUGGCCUGUCUAAGCGCUAUUAUCUCUACUGUUCCUGGCAAUGGCCCCGGCGAUACUUUCAACUCUUCCCUACGAGACAAAAACGGAAAGCUCAUCGGUGGUGGAGCAAGUAGCGAGAUAUUGCUCUCUUAUCUUGAUCCUCGACAGGGGGUUGGUAUGAUACUUAGUAUUUUGCUGACUGUUUACGGCGGCCACACAACCGUCUGGUUUGACAACAAAGCCGUUGAGUCUCCUGGCCUAUAUGCGCAUCUAAUUACAAAGUACAGAGCAACCGUCAUGAUUGCGGACUACCCAGGGCUCAAACGGGCCGCCUACAACUACCAGCAAGAUCCCAUGACGACACGAAACUUCAAGAAGGGGAUGGAGCCGAAUUUCCAGGCAGUGAAACUGUGCUUGAUUGACACCCUUACUAUUGAUAGCGAGUUUCACGAAGUCUUGGCAGAUAGAUGGCUGCGACCCCUAAGAAAUCCGCGAGCGCGUGAAGUUGUGGCCCCAAUGCUUUGUCUUCCGGAACAUGGUGGAAUGAUCAUCAGUGUUCGAGAUUGGCUCGGCGGCGAAGAGCGGCUGGGAGUUCAACUAAAGCUAGACGACUCCGGCAAGGAAUCUGAUGGUGAAAAAGAAGAGGAAGAGAAGCCAGCCCCAUCAAACGGAUUCGGCAGUCUAUUAGGCGGUGGAGGAACAACCACCAAGGAACUGGAUGAAAAGAUCGAGUUAGGAGAGGUCAUCCUGGAUCGGGAGGCUUUAAAGACCAAUGAAGUUGUUGUCCUCGCUCACGGCAACGAAGCUCGAAAGAAGACAUCAUUGGAAUCCACCAUGGUCCGAGUUGGCGCCUUUGGAUACCCUAUUCCAGAUGCUACGCUUGCCGUCGUGGACCCCGAGACCGGCCUUUUGGCAAUUCCGCGGUCGGUUGGUGAGAUAUGGGUUGAUUCGCCAUCUCUCUCUGGAGGCUUUUGGGCGCAACCCAAGAACACGGAGCUUAUUUUCCACGCACGCCCCUACAAGUUUGAGCCUGGAGAGCCAACACCAACUGCCGUAGAGCCAGAGUUCCUGCGGACUGGCCUUCUUGGUACAGUGAUCGAAGGCAAGAUCUAUGUUCUGGGUCUGUACGAGGAUCGAAUCCGGCAAAAAGUUGAAUGGGUCGAGCACGGCCACGCGGGUAUCGCUGAAUAUAGGUAUUACUUUGUUCAGCACAUUGUGGUGAGCAUCGUCAAGAAUGUCCCCAAGAUUCAUGACUGCUCCGCAUUUGAUGUGUUUGUGAAUGACGAGCACUUACCUGUCGUUGUUCUCGAGUCAGAAGCAGCGUCAACAGCACCUCUCACUUCAGGUGGCCCACCUGUGCAGCCUGAUACUGUCUUGUUGGAUUCAUUGGCAGAAAAGUGCAUGGAGAUUCUUAUGCAGGAACAUCACCUUCGGGUUUAUUGCGUAAUGAUCACAGCCCCGAACGCGCUUCCGCGAGUCAUCAAGAAUGGGAGACGAGAAAUUGGUAACAUGCUGUGUCGGCGCGAGUUUGACCUAGGAAACCUUCCCUGCGUGCAUGUCAAAUUUGGCGUUGAGCAUGCAGUUCUCAACCUCCCUAUUGGUGUUGAUCCCAUUGGUGGUAUCUGGUCUCCGAUCGCCUCCGAGUCGAGGACCAAUAUCCUGGCUCCCGCUGAUAAGCAGUACUCUGGAAUUGAUCGCAGGGAAGUUGUCAUUGACGACAGAACGUCUACACCACUUAACAACUUUUCGUGCAUCACUGAUCUCAUCCAAUGGCGAGUCGCUCGCCAGCCAGAAGAGCUUUCUUACUGCACCAUUGAUGGCAGGGGCAGAGAGGGCAAGGGAAUUACCUGGAAGAAGUUCGACUCCAAGGUAGCUGCUGUGGCCAUGUAUCUGAAGAACAAAGUCAAGGUACGGCCAGGCGACCAUCUGGUCCUCAUGUAUACGCACUCGGAGGAAUUCGUGUAUGCCGUUCAUGCAGGAAUCAACCUCGGCGCAGUCAUCAUCCCAAUGGCGCCACUCGACCAGAACCGGCUGAAUGAAGAUGUCCCUGCUUUCCUGCACCUGAUCGCCGACUACAAGGUCAAGGCGGUUCUGGUCAACGUGGAUGUGGACCAUCUGCUCAAGCUCAAGGUUGUCUCGAGCCACAUCAAACAGUCGGCCCAAAUCUUGAAAAUAUCCAUGCCAAAUACCUACAACACUUCGAAGCCCCCUAAACAAAACAAUGGUCUUCGAGAGCUUGGAUUAACAAUAGAUCCUGCUUGGAUUCGACCCGGUUAUCCCGUUCUUAUCUGGACAUACUGGACACCGGAUCAACGCAGAAUUGCUGUCCAGCUUGGACACGACACAAUCUUGGGCAUGUGCAAAGUGCAGAAGGAGACUUGCCAGAUGACGAGCUCGAGGCCUGUUCUUGGGUGCGUACGAAGCACAACGGGACUUGGUUUCGUCCAUACUUGCUUGAUGGGCAUAUACGUCGGCACUCCUACGUACUUGCUGUCUCCUGUUGAAUUCGCUCAAAGUCCCGUAUCCUUGUUUGUUACGCUGUCAAGAUAUAAGAUUAAAGACACGUACGCAACGCCACAGAUGCUUGAUCAUGCCAUGUCGUCGAUGCAAGCCAAGGGCUUUACAAUGCACGAGCUCAAGAACAUGAUGAUCUCUGCGGAAGGCCGGCCGCGAGUAGAUGUAUUCCAGAAGGUCCGGAUGCAUUUCGCGGGAGCCGGGCUGGAUCGAACGGCCAUCAACACCGUCUACUCUCAUGUUCUUAACCCGAUGAUUGCCUCGAGGUCGUACAUGUGCAUCGAGCCCAUUGAACUCUGGCUUGACACCAAGGCUCUUCGACGCGGUCUAAUCGUUCCGGUUGACCACGACACAGACCCUCAAGCUCUCCUGCUGCAAGAUUCCGGCAUGGUGCCAGUGUCCACUCAGAUUGCCAUUGUCAACCCCGAGAGCCGCGCGCAUUGCUAUGAUGGAGAGUACGGAGAGAUCUGGGUUGACUCAGAGGCAUGUGUAAAGGCGUUCUACGGUUCGAAAGAUGCGUUUGACGUGGAGCGCUUUGACGGCCGGACGGUAGACGGCGAUCCCAAUGUGCGAUAUGUGCGAACUGGUGAUUUGGGCUUCUUGCACAACGUCAACCGGCCCAUUGGACCCAAUGGCGCUCUGGUGGAAAUGCAAGUCUUGUUUGUGCUUGGCAGCAUCGGUGAGACUUUUGAGAUCAACGGUCUCAGCCAUUUCCCCAUGGACAUUGAGCUCUCGGUAGAACGCUGCCAUCGCAACAUUGUAUCAAACGGCUGUGCGGUGUUCCAAGCCGGUGGGUUGGUUGUAGUCUUGGUCGAGGUGAACCGCAAGUCCUAUCUUGCCUCCAUGGUGCCUGUCAUCGUCAACGCCAUAUUGAGCGAACAUCAAAUCGUUGCCGAUAUUGUGGCCUUUGUAAACAAGGGCGACUUCCCAAGAUCUCGUCUGGGAGAGAAACAACGCGGAAAAAUCCUUGCCGGCUGGGUUACGCGAAAGAUGCGCACCGUGGCCCAGUUUGCUAUCCGAGAUCUCGAUGCCAGCGUACUUGAGCCAGGUGAGGGACCAGAAGGCAACAGAACAUCUACGGGUAGUCUCCGUAGCUUGGGCGCUGCCGUCCCGCCCAACAUGAGAAAUGUCGGACAGGCACCACAGAUUCUGGAACAGGAGGAGUUUACACAGCAGAUGGAUCAUAUGGCGCAUGCGGAACCUGUUGGGUACGCCACUUCCGCACAGGAGGAGCCGCAAACGCCGACAGCCUAUUACCCCGGCAUGGAACGUAGCCAAGAAACUACAAUGCACAACUACAACCAGAAUCCGCCGGCGUCAAACAACCAAGGAUAUGGCUAUGAUCACUUUGAACAGGGACAUCCAGCACAGCCGUCGCAGCCUCCGCCUCCGCCACCACCGCAGCCACGGCAGCAACACUUUGAGCCGGCACAACUCUAUGAACAGCAGGAGAAAAGACUAUUGGAUUCCAGAGGAACUGAUGCUCCAUCUGUUGCCGAGCCAGCGUCAUCCUCCCCUGUGCCAGACACACCGCCACCCAGGAGAAACAGGUUUAGUCAAGGGCCACCUCAGAUCCGGCUGCCGGGUGUCGAUGGACGCGAAGGUCUCGAUUUUUGGGGAGACGACAAUGAUGAAACGGAUUGGACGACUGGGACCAUGAUGCACAUGAACCUCACGGGGGCAUUUAACAACAAUAAUCCGCGGUAG
Messenger RNA from Trichoderma harzianum CBS 226.95, 5115 nucleotides. RefSeq lists its product as hypothetical. The transcript is spliced from 2 exons. The coding region runs from base 1 to 5115 and encodes 1704 amino acids. The record is from RefSeq and is a predicted model, not a curated record. Lineage: Eukaryota; Fungi; Ascomycota; Sordariomycetes; Hypocreales; Hypocreaceae. Gene Ontology annotation, cellular component: cytosol.